AUGGAAGAGAAGAUAGCCGAACACAUCGAGAAAUUGAAGAAACACUUUCAAUACCUUGCGUAUAGUGGAACAAAGAAGAUCAAACGCUACAGACGAGCUGUUGGUUGGUAUCUUCACCCGAAGGAAGGCUCAGGAUGGCGGGACAAAGCGCUGUACAGGUGGAACAUGGCAGAGCUAGUGGACUUCUUCCGAUCGGAGAUCCGAGUAUCAUCAACAGUGAUCCACAGGUUGGAGGAGUCGGAGAUCGAUGGGAGCAUCAUGGAGAUGACGUUGAACUCUGACGAUGGGGAUGAGGCGCUCCAGAGGGCGCUCAAGGUUGAUGCGCUAGUUGUGAGAAAAAUUCGUCGAAAGCUGGACGAGAUGGGCAAGGAUCAUGGACUCGAGCGACACAAAGACGAGCUGCGAUAUUUCUUUGAUAAGGCGAUGUUUGAUUCGAUUCCUGCGCCUCCUGUUGUCUCGCCGCUGCUGAUGCUGAAUGUUCGUGUUGCUUUUGCCUCUCAUCGACGUGUGGCUUUCAAGUCGACUUGUCUCCUGCCGUUUCCUCCUUUCCUCUCUCUCCUGGCCCAAUAUCCUCACUCUCCCUUCCCCCUCAGAGGUCUCGACUUCACCGAGGAGGCGCGCCUCAAAGCGCAGAUCCGAUCAGUAGCCAAGGGAGUAGAGCGAGAAGGGAAGCUCCUGCCACGGCAUCUUAACCAGGGGAUACCCAAGAUCCGGCAGAAGAGAGAGGUGGUGGAGAAAAAGAAGCUCAACUCUGCUAUCAGAGCUGUCACUGAAGAGCUGGAGGAGAGCGAGGAGUUCUUCGAGGAGUCGGCGAAGGACGCGCUAGAGGCCGGCGGGAUUUUCACCCCGGAGCACAAGGUCUCCAAGGAUCGGAAGUCCAAGGGAAAGAGCCUUAAGGUUGAGAAACCGAAGCCAGACAAGACCAACAUCGCUGUUCUCAACCCCAAGUACAAGUCGGUCGGCAUGUGGGAGGCAGUUGGGGCGACCAGGGGUGUACGAAAGAAGUUGGCUCAGACCAAGCAGCUGCGGGACGAGAAGGAGGAGGAGGAGCGUGAUGAGGGAGGGGAAGGAGACUUGUUCCAAGAGUCGAGCCAGCCAGGGAGAAGAACGGCUUCAUCCGCUGUACCUGUGCCGUAG
Guillardia theta CCMP2712 is the source of this 1137-nucleotide messenger RNA. RefSeq lists its product as hypothetical. Bases 1 to 1137 code for a protein of 378 amino acids. NCBI's taxonomy places the organism in Eukaryota, Cryptophyceae, Pyrenomonadales, Geminigeraceae. The record is from RefSeq and is a predicted model, not a curated record. The transcript has 15 exons.